Nycticebus coucang (slow loris) is the source of this 3490-nucleotide messenger RNA. It is a transcript of the gene OGA, whose product is annotated as O-GlcNAcase. Gene Ontology annotation, biological process: glycoprotein metabolic process. The transcript has 16 exons. Lineage: Eukaryota; Metazoa; Chordata; Mammalia; Primates; Lorisidae. Gene Ontology annotation, molecular function: beta-N-acetylglucosaminidase activity. The record is from RefSeq and is a predicted model, not a curated record. Bases 434 to 3184 code for a protein of 916 amino acids.
CGCAGGCGCAGUGCGGAUAAACAGGAAGCGGGCGGUAGAGGUGGUGGCAGAAGAGAGAAAGAGGGUUUUCGAGAGGAAACUGCGGAAGAGCUAAGAUAAUCGGGAGGGCAACCGAGGCUGGGAACAGAAACAGGAGCCUUAGCCAUCAGCUUCCAAGGAAGGACAGGUCACAGCCUCGCUCUCCGCUUAGGCUUCUGGCUCCCCAGCUUAGGCUGAGGCAGUGGGUGACAAAAGGCUUGCGCCAGUGCCGCCGCCCUUCUCAUCCGGGCAUUCGGGUCCCUGCGGAGAGGGAGGGGGAAGACAGAGGGGGAGGGGAAGGAGCAAGGAGAGCGCGUGCUUGGAGCUGAAGCCCUCUCCCGGGCUCCGGGCCUGCGGCCCAACGGACGGAGGCCGAGGAGGACCUGCAGAGGUGGCGGCGGCCGGCAGCAGGAGAAUGGUGCAAAAGGAGAGCCAGGCGGCGCUGGAUGAGCGGGAGAACGAGCUUAGCUCCAACCCUGCUGCCUCCGCGGGGACAUCGUUGGAGCCGCCGGUAGCUCCGGCGCCUGGAGAAGACAACUCGGCGGUGGUCGGGGGAGCAGCAGUGGCUGGGGCGGCAGGAAGGGCUCGGAGGUUCCUGUGUGGCGUGGUAGAAGGAUUUUAUGGAAGACCUUGGGUUAUGGAACAGAGAAAAGAACUCUUCAGAAGGCUCCAGAAAUGGGAAUUAAAUACAUACUUGUAUGCCCCAAAGGAUGACUACAAACAUAGGAUGUUUUGGCGAGAGAUGUAUUCAGUGGAGGAAGCUGAGCAACUUAUGACUCUCAUCUCUGCUGCACGAGAAUAUGAGAUUGAGUUUAUCUAUGCUAUCUCACCUGGAUUGGAUAUCACCUUUUCUAACCCCAAGGAAGUAUCUACAUUGAAACGCAAGCUGGACCAGGUUUCUCAGUUUGGGUGCAGGUCAUUUGCUUUGCUUUUUGAUGACAUUGACCAUAAUAUGUGUGCAGCAGACAAAGAGGUAUUCAGUUCUUUUGCUCAUGCCCAGGUCUCCAUCACAAAUGAAAUUUAUCAGUACCUAGGAGAGCCAGAAACUUUCCUCUUCUGUCCCACAGAAUAUUGUGGCACUUUCUGUUAUCCAAAUGUGUCUCAAUCUCCUUAUUUAAGGACUGUGGGUGAAAAGCUUCUACCUGGAAUUGAGGUGCUUUGGACAGGUCCCAAAGUUGUUUCUAAAGAAAUUCCAGUAGAGUCCAUUGAAGAGGUUUCUAAGAUUAUUAAGAGAGCUCCAGUAAUCUGGGAUAACAUUCAUGCUAAUGAUUAUGAUCAGAAGAGACUAUUUCUGGGCCCGUACAAAGGAAGAUCCACAGAACUCAUCCCACGAUUAAAAGGAGUACUCACAAAUCCAAAUUGUGAAUUUGAAGCCAACUAUGUUGCUAUCCACACUCUUGCCACCUGGUACAAAUCAAACAUGAAUGGAGUGAGAAAAGAUGUAGUGAUGACGGACAGUGAAGACAGUACUGUGUCGAUCCAGAUAAAGUUAGAAAAUGAAGGCAGUGAUGAAGAUAUUGAAACUGACAUACUCUAUAGUCCACAGAUGGCUCUAAAACUAGCUUUAACAGAAUGGUUGCAGGAGUUUGGUGUACCUCAUCAGUAUAGCAGUAGGCAAGUUGCACACAGUGGAGCUAAAGCAAGUGUAGUUGAUGGGACUCCCCUAGUUGCAGCACCCUCUUUAAAUGCCACAACGGUAGUAACAACAGUUUACCAGGACCCCAUUAUGAGUCAGGGAGCAGCGUUGAGUGGUGAGCCUACAGCUUUGACCAAGGAAGAAGAAAAGAAACAACCUGAUGAAGAACCCAUGGACAUGGUAGUUGAAAAACAAGAAGAAACGGACCACAAGAAUGACAAUCAAAUAUUGAGUGAAAUUGUGGAAGCUAAAAUGGCAGAGGAAUUGAAACCAAUGGACACCGAUAAAGAGAGCAUAGCUGAAUCAAAAUCCCCAGAGAUGUUGAUGCAGGAAGAUUGCAUUAAUGAUAUUGCCCCUAUGCAGACUGAUGAACAGACAAACAAGGAGCAGUUUGUGCCAGGUCCAAAUGAAAAGCCAUUGUACACAGCAGAACCAGUGACUCUGGAGGAUUUGCAGUUACUUGCUGAUCUCUUCUACCUUCCUUAUGAGCAUGGACCCAAAGGAGCACAGAUGUUACGGGAAUUCCAGUGGCUUAGAGCAAAUAGCAGUGUUGUUAGUGUCAACUGCAAAGGAAAAGACUCUGAAAAAAUUGAAGAAUGGCGGUCACGAGCAGCCAAGUUUGAAGAAAUGUGUGGACUAGUGAUGGGAAUGUUCACUCGGCUCUCCAAUUGUGCCAACAGGACAAUCCUUUAUGACAUGUACUCCUAUGUUUGGGAUAUCAAGAGUAUAAUGUCUAUGGUGAAGUCUUUUGUACAGUGGUUAGGGUGUCGUAGUCAUUCUUCAGCACAGUUCUUAAUUGGAGACCAAGAACCCUGGGCCUUUAGAGGUGGUCUAGCAGGAGAGUUCCAGCGUUUGCUGCCAAUUGAUGGGGCAAAUGAUCUCUUUUUUCAGCCGCCCCCACUGACUCCUACCUCCAAAGUUUAUACUAUCAGACCAUAUUUUCCUAAAGAUGAGGCUUCCGUGUACAAGAUUUGCAGAGAAAUGUAUGACGAUGGAGUGGGUUUACCUUUUCAAAGUCAGCCUGACCUUAUUGGAGACAAGUUAGUAGGGGGGCUACUUUCUCUGAGCCUGGAUUACUGCUUUGUCCUAGAAGAUGAAGAUGGUAUAUGUGGUUAUGCUCUGGGCACUGUAGAUGUGACACCCUUUAUUAAGAAAUGUAAAAUUUCCUGGAUUCCCUUCAUGCAGGAAAAGUAUACCAAGCCAAAUGGUGACAAAGAACUCUCUGAGGCUGAGAAAAUAAUGUUGAGUUUUCAUGAAGAACAAGAAGUAUUGCCAGAAACUUUCCUUGCCAACUUCCCUUCUCUGAUAAAGAUGGAUAUUCACAAAAAAGUAACUGACCCAAGUGUGGCCAAAAGCAUGAUGGCCUGCCUCUUGUCUUCACUGAAGGCUAAUGGCUCCCGGGGAGCUUUCUGUGAAGUGAGACCAGAUGAUAAGAGAAUUCUGGAAUUUUACAGCAAGUUAGGCUGUUUUGAAAUUGCAAAAAUGGAAGGAUUUCCAAAAGAUGUGGUUAUACUUGGUCGGAGCCUGUGACAUUUGUUGGUACUAUGAACUGUCUAGGUCUCUUUGACACCACCUGUGGGUGGUGGUUGAGGUCUUUGUACAGUUUAGUCUUAGGAGCAGCAACAAAUCAACCAAUUGGAUUGGAAACAAAGAAGACUACGUAAAACUCACCCAUCACGCUUUCAGACUACUCACUGGUUGGAAGAAGAUAGUAUUGCUUUAAAUCUUGUGUGAAACAAAGAUGCGGGCCUCCUUUUGGAGUCUGGUGUUAGGUGCCGAGACCUCUUACAUGGGCUUAUAUAAGGAAGAGGUCUUCAAUAAAUGUAGUCAGCACUA